GGCCAGCUGAGUGAAGUUCUUGCUGCAGGUCUGACACCUGAAGGGACGCUCUCCGCUGUGUACACGCAGAUGGACCUGAGGAAUGCAUGUGUGAAACUCACCCCUCUGUCUCCAGCCUCCAGGGUGGGAAAGAGAGGAUAAUGUAUCAUGGGCACACCCCGACCAGUCAACUGCACCUACAGCUCUGUGUUCAAAUCACCCUAAAGCAAUGGAGAUUUCUGCACUACACAGUGGGAGGAGAUCCAGAAUAUGCAGAUACUUGUGUUAUGCUGUGUGAAUGUGAAUAAAUGUCAGCACUGCGCCACUGCCACCAUGAUGAUCUCCUGCUGACAGGCCAAGGGUUAUUAUGGUGGCUUCAGGGCUAAGAGGAAUGCUACUGCACUUCACAACAGAUGUCUUUUCAAAUCCUGACGAAACCACCCACAGAGAUGAGGAGCAAAUGCUAUCACUGUACUCAGCUGACCCACAGUGCAGACGUCUGUAACUUGUCAUUGACAGAUGAUGUUCCACACUGACAAUAAAGAGCAGCACAGUCAGCCCUGGGUUGCCUGCGUUCUCAGAUUCCUGCCAUAUUUCUGGAUGGCUACUGAACAAACAGAGCUGGAUGACUAUCAUGGCUACAAAGUACCAGACCCGUACAGCUGGCUGGAGGACCCAGACAGUGAAAAGACACAGGCGUUUGUCAGCGCUCAGAACCAGCUGACGUUGCCCUUUUUGGAGCGCUGUGAGGUGCGAGACUUGUUCAAGGAGCGCAUGACAGAGCUGUACGACUACCCCAAGUAUAGCUGUCCAUUCAAGAGGGGGAGCAGGUACUUCCACUUCUACAACACGGGGCUCCAGAACCAGAGUGUGAUGUAUGUGCAGGAGAGCCUGGAUGCUGAGCCCACAGUGUUCUUAGAUCCUAACACAUUUUCUGAUGAUGGGACAGUUGCCCUGCGAGGCUAUGCAUUCUCUGAAGAUGGGGAGUACCUGGCAUAUGGCACCAGUGCCAGUGGGUCUGACUGGGUGGAGAUCAGGUUCCUGCGGGUUGAAGGUGCCAUACCUCUAGAGGACCGCCUGGAGCGAGUCAAGUUUAGCUGUAUGUCCUGGACCCACGAUGGGAAGGGACUUUUCUACAACUCCUACCCUGACCAGGAGGGCAAGAGUGAUGGCACUGAAACCUCCACCAACCUCCACCAGAAGCUAUACUUCCAUGUUCUGGGGACUCCGCAGUCUGAGGAUGUGCUGUGCGCUGAGUUCCCUGACCACCCCAAGUGGAUGAGUGGAGCUGAGGUAUCAGAUGAUGGGCGAUAUGUACUUUUGUCCAUCAGGGAAGGUUGUGAUCCAGUCAACAGACUGUGGUACUGUGACCUUAAGACCACUCCUCAGGGAAUUACAGGACUUUUGCCAUGGGUGAAACUAAUAGAUAACUUUGACGCUGAAUACGAGUACGUGACCAACGAGGGCACAUUGUUCACGUUCAAGACCAACCUAGACGCCCCAUGUUAUCGCCUCAUCAACAUCGACUUUGCCUCACCUGCUCAGAGCAACUGGAAAGAGCUCAUCCCUCAACAUGACAAGGAUGUUAUUGUAUUUGCCACCUGUACAUACUCCAGUUACCUGUUUGUGUGUUUCCUCCACGACGUGAAGAAUGUGUUGAAAAUGUACCGUCUGAGCACAGGGGAGGAGCUGAGGACCUUCCCUCUGGAUGUCGGCUCAGUGGUGGGCUUCACGGGACGGAAGCGGGACUCUGAGAUCUUCUACUAUUUCACCUCUUUCCUCUCUCCAGCCAUCAUUUACCACUGUGACCUGACCAAGGAGCCGCUGCAGCCCCACAUCUUCAGAGAGGUCACUGUCAAAGGAUUCAAUCCCUCUGACUAUCAGACCACCCAGAUCUUCUAUCCCUCCAAGGAUGGCACUCAAAUCCCCAUGUUUAUUGUUCACAAGAAGGGCAUCAAAUUGGACGGUUCCCAUCCAGGUUUUCUAUACGGCUACGGAGGCUUUAACAUCUCCAUCACACCGAGCUACAGCGUCUCCCGCCUCAUCUUUGUCAGACAUCUGGGAGGAGUGCUUGCUGUUGCCAACAUCAGAGGGGGAGGAGAGUACGGGGAGACCUGGCACAAAGCUGGCAUGUUGGGCAGCAAGCAGAACUGCUUCACAGACUUCCAGUGUGCAGCUGAAUAUCUCAUCAAGGAAGGAUACACUUCUCCUUCCAAGCUGACUAUAAAUGGAGGCUCCAACGGCGGUCUGCUUGUAGCGGCCUGUGUGAACCAGCGGCCUGAGCUGUUUGGCUGUGCUGUAGCUCAGGUAGGCGUCAUGGACAUGCUGAAAUUCCACAAGUUCACCAUCGGCCACGCCUGGACCACAGAUUUCGGAUGCUCAGAAAACAAAGAGCAGUUUGAGUGGCUCAUCAAAUACUCCCCGCUUCAUAACAUCCGCAUCCCAGAGGGCAACGGGGUCCAGUACCCUGCAGUACUCCUGCUGACAGGGGAUCAUGAUGACAGGGUGGUGCCCCUCCACUCUCUCAAAUAUAUCGCCACCCUGCAGCACAUUGUAGGCCGCAGCUCCAAGCAGACAAACCCCCUAUUCAUCCUUGUGGACACAAAGUCUGGCCACGGUGCUGGCAAGCCCACCAGUAAGGUCAUCCAAGAGGUGGCUGACACCUACGCUUUUAUCGCUCGCUGUCUCAGCAUCUCUUGGAUCAAAUAACCUGUGUAUAUUCAUUUGUUUUUUUUUUGUUUUGUUUUCUUCUGUCACUCAAAUCAUCUUUACACCAAUACUUAGUACAAGAUAACUCAUGUUUACCCAGCCACCAUAACCGCAUCUUUUUACAACAUACCCUGUGCUGUUGGCCAUGUUUGUAGUCCUGCUCAAACUCAGAAUGACUACAUUACCAGUGAUAGGUGAGUAAAGGGAAGGGGCACUUUCAUUUUUACAGUAAUCAGCCAAUCAGCUGUUACAGUCAUGAGGUCAUAGUGGCAAAAGUUUAUUUGAAGAUUGUUUCUGUGUCCCCUGGGUGCUCCAUCAUGAUGCAUAUUAUUUAUUUUUCCUUUGUGCACAGAAUGGAAAGGCUGGUGGAUGUUGAAUGAUCUCAGCUUGCACAAUUCUGAUGAGACGGUAUUGUGCAAAUGAUGAUACUGAUAGUUGACAGUAUUGCUGUGGAUAUGAGUGCAGAAACUUGCAAAAACACCUAGCAUUGUGUGUGUGUGUGCGUGUGUGUUUAAAUGUCAGGCCCCCACAAUCCUUUCAGACUGAUAAUGAUUUCUACCUCUUGACAUGUGCUGAUUGUUUACCUUUUAAAGGGAACAGAACACAAUGCCACAGCUACAAUAAACAACUUUUUAAACAGUGAUUUAACCCUGCCCAUUUAUUCUUUG
Toxotes jaculatrix (banded archerfish) is the source of this 3356-nucleotide messenger RNA. RefSeq names its product prolyl endopeptidase. The transcript is spliced from 18 exons. NCBI's taxonomy places the organism in Eukaryota, Metazoa, Chordata, Actinopteri, Toxotidae. The coding region runs from base 499 to 2688 and encodes 729 amino acids. Gene Ontology annotation, cellular component: cytosol. Gene Ontology annotation, biological process: proteolysis. Gene Ontology annotation, molecular function: serine-type endopeptidase activity; oligopeptidase activity. The record is from RefSeq and is a predicted model, not a curated record.